AUGCCACAAAAUAGAGUUGCUCCCUCUCCGAAUUCUGAAGAUGAAGUUGAUGAAACUGUCUCAUUGCUGAAGAGUCAGAGGUUAGCUGCACAACGACAUGAUUCUGGGAAAUUUGAAAUGAAAAAGAAUGAUUCGGAAAUGGUGGAGAAAAUUAAUCAAGUAUCAAUUGUAAACCCAAUGAUUGAAACGAAUAUUGUUUGUUUGUUCGUUGUUAAAUUUGAUUUAAAGAUUGGAUAUAGAAUUGAAUAUCAAUUUCAAAAUGAAUCAUAUCCGAUCGAUUUGGGAGGUAUUGAAUUUAAAUGUUUACCAAGUGGAACACAUAAACUUGAUACAGAUAUUGUCAUGUUUAGACACGUGCAUAAUACACAAGAAUUCUUUGGAAUGGCUUGUGUAGAUAUUUUCAGAUCGGAGGAGUUGGAUCGUGGUUCUAGAAUACGAGCUAUGGGAGUUAUUUGUAAUGAAUAUAGAGGAAUGAUGGCUCAUGCCUCCUUCUUGAAAAAGUUAUUGGCCAAGUUGAAUAGAUGUGACGAAAGUCUAGAGGGAAAGAAAACCCUCUCUGAUUGCAUUCAAAAAUUGAACAAUUACUUUACAGCAAAUGAUUCUUUCAAUGGCUCUAAGAAGGUCAGAUUAUCGGAAAUUACCAAAAUAGAGAUUGAUAACCAUCUUCAUUUUGGAUCGUUGGUUUCUCUAUUCUAUUCUUAUAGGGAGAAUAUUUUCACAUUGUGGAAGGCACUCUUAUUGAAGAAGAGAGUACUCAUCUCUACCAACGUACCAAUCGGUUUGAAUGGCUGUUCAAAAGUCCAUGCCAUUCACUUUCUUACUUAUUUUGCUCCUCAACAGAAUAUGCAAUAUAUUGAAAAACAUUUUGGAAAUGAUAUUGUGUUUGGAUACUAUGUCUCCCUCAAUGAUUAUCAACAAAUUGCCAAACAGGAUCACUAUUUGGCCUGUACAUGCGAUGAAAUUCUGGAAACCAAGAAGGAAUGCUUUGAUAUCUUGAUCAAGGAGAAGGAAAUUAUUAUUCAUGAUAAGGAAUUGGCAAAAAUUCUCAAGAAAUCAUCAAGUGAUGUGGAAAAAACUAAAAUGUUAGACGAUCUGCUUUCAAGAAUUCAACACAUGUCACGCACAGAACAGGAAUAUCUAUUCAGAAAAUACUUUGCCUUUAUCAAUAAUCAAACAAUUUUAUUCCUUGCUAUGAAUGAUUCAAUCAAUAAGAAGAUGAUUGUCACUGAGAAACAAAGUGGUGCUCUCAGUCUAUGUGGAGAUGACAUUCUAUUUGUUAAGGAGUUGGCCGAAUUAAUUGGAUUGGACAUUGAAUUCUCUUCUGGAAGUUCAUUCCUUUGUUGUUGUUAA
This is a messenger RNA of Naegleria gruberi, 1350 nucleotides long. RefSeq lists its product as uncharacterized. The record is from RefSeq and is a predicted model, not a curated record. The coding region runs from base 1 to 1350 and encodes 449 amino acids. The transcript has a single exon. NCBI's taxonomy places the organism in Eukaryota, Heterolobosea, Eutetramitea, Acrasida, Naegleriidae. Gene Ontology annotation, cellular component: lipid droplet.